Molecule: messenger RNA, 7359 nt
Organism: Wasmannia auropunctata (little fire ant)
Lineage: Eukaryota; Metazoa; Arthropoda; Insecta; Hymenoptera; Formicidae
Product: zinc finger protein 236-like
Exons: 20
Coding region: 2422-7113 (1563 amino acids)
Source: RefSeq, a predicted model, not a curated record
GGUCUCUCGCGAAGAAGGCGCGUUUCGUGCUCGUGUUUACGCACGAAGGAAUAAUAAUCUCUGACCGCGCGCGCGGCGUAACGCGCGUUGCGUUGAAGAAAAAGAAGAAGAAGAAGAAGAUGGAGACCAGAGCGGGGCGAUCAGCGAGAUCUGCGACGGCGACUGCGUGCGGCGCGGCGGCGGCGAGGAAGAGAGCGAUUUAAUACGGGGAAACCGAUGACGCUCUUCCUCGAGGCCGUAUUUUAGGAACGUCCGUCCCAUAAAGAACCCCCGUCGAUCUUCUUCUUUACUCUUCUAGUCCCUCGCGAGUCAUUCGCGAGUCGUCCGCGUGACACUUGACACGCCAAUUGCCCGUCCGAUUUGCGCACUGUCUAGAUUACUCUAGAUCGUCCUCGUUUCCGAAGGAACGAGGGACGAUGCGCCGAAAGAACUUCCACGAAGCGCGAUUCUUUCGCCCCUCUCCCUCCCCCUCAGUGAAAUCCCUCCGACGCUGUAAUGUGUUCUCGCAAGAGACUCUUCGUUAGUUCUCUUCGACGUUAAUCCGGAAUAGAGUGUGUUAUUUUACAACGUGAAUCUGCGACUAUUUUAUGGAAAGAAGCGAAAUAUAAGUGUGUGUUUUGAAUAGCGAGGAUGCGCUCUCUUCAAAGGUGGGCGUCGUAUCGAAGCCGGAGGUCGUUUCCUGAUUCGCCACGUCCGACGUGAUUAGACGUUCCGUGCUGUGAUAAUUCAAUGUAUUUCGCCAUGAAGUAUCGUCAAAGCGAAAUAAAUCCGUCGAUCCGAUCUGUGGAUUUUUCUUUCGCAAAAAUGCUGCCAGCGCGAGAUAAAAUUCAGAAUUAUAAAAACGAGAGAGAGAUAGCCUUGAUAUCAUUGCCACAUUUUAUUAGAUUCUUUAUUUCUCGAUUAAUGAUUGCGGAUGAUUAUUGCGGCAAACUGCAUAAUAUAAAGUAUUCUCUAGAUUUGUGGAAUAUUUUCUGAACCGAUUUCACUUUCGAUUGAACUUUCAGUUUUUCCACAUGUAAGAAUUGCAAAGGGACAGAAAGAGCUAUCGUCAUUCUUUUUUCCGUCACCUUAUCUGGAAUAUUGCCAGUCUUAAAAAUCGCCUUCGUCUGUUAUAACAUUUUUUAUGGACUUACGAGUUAUGCUCAGGUCUCAGGUUUGCUUAAGCAGAUCGCCAGCCCAUCCCGUGGCGUUUCUCGGCGGCAUCUGAGGAAUCCGAGAUGCGAGCGGCGAACUGGUCGUUGAUGAACCGAAAUCUCGUCAUCGCGGAGGAAGUGCUGCUGCUGCUGGAAAGGGAAAACGAAUCACGAAAGAGGAAAACGCACGAGAGAGAGAGAAGAAGACGAAACGGAAGAUCUCGUAAGUCGAUCAAGCGGAAGAGGAAGAGGAGUCUCGUGGGCGGAAGGGAGAAUAAGGGGAAGAGGAACGACGAGGAAUACCGGACGUCUUUGGGAAGAUCAAACGGCGAGCGGGGUGGAGGUGGCUGCUGCGGCUGGACCGCUAAUAGUAUGCGUGCCGGAAAAAGUGCAAUGUCCCCUUGCGGAUGCGCGAUACGGGCGGCGACGCGCGGGAAUUAACAGAGCACGGAAUAAUCUCCUGCACGAUCUCGUGAUCUUCGUCCUGGAACUGUCGCUGCGCCUUUUCGCGAGGAGAAAAAGGAAGAAGAAUUUUGUUAUAUGUGUGCACCGCGACACGUGAAAUUCGCUGCGAAGGAAGAUAGAGAGGAGAGAUACGGGAGAGAGUGACGGAGAAAAAGAGGAGAGACGAGAUACGAAAAGGGAAUCGUAUAUUUUGAUACAAAAGUUCUCCUACGAGAGAAGAUAGGGGAGAAGGGAGUAGCAGAAGAAAGUGAUCGAGAGAGGGGAGAAAGAAAGAGAGAGUGGGACCCGCGAAUUUUUGCAGUCGUCCGGUUAUCGCACCGCGAAUUGCGACCACGUGGACGCGAUGCAAUAAAGCUCCCGCGUAUAAAUUAAUCGACGAGCAGUCUGAUCUCCAAGACGGAUAGUCUGAUCUUCAGUUUAUUUUCUGCAUCUUUCGAUUCCACGUUCCUUAUCGACGAAUGUUCUUUUUAUCGAGGAGGAUGCUGCGGGCGACUUUUGAGUCUGAAUUUGUCGCCUGACACGGCUCGUUAGCGGAAUCCUGUGCGACGCGCGAUUCAAUUUUACUGUCGAGAGACGCGCGAUAGUAACAGUAAAAUUUCGUGUUCAAUAUUGUGUUCGUCCCUUAUCAGCGUUGAUACUGCGAAAAAGGCGUUUCAUCGAAACGGCCGAUCGAUAGCCACGAUAAUUCGGUGGGCCACCGCGUUGUGUUCGUCCUACUUUUUGCACCAAGCACUGCCAUAUAAGUACCCACUGCCCGCCGGCGCGUAUUACUUUAUGUAUUACACGACACGAUAAUCCGCGCCACACAGUGCCGUCUUCCGAUAUGUCGUUCGCCGUAGACUGCCUGAAUUUCGCGCUCCUCUUCGUCUGCACGCGCGUGUUCCAUCUCGCACUCGGUAUCAGCGCACAGUAUUAUAAGGCCCAACUGGACGCGCAUUUGAAGCUUCACGGAGAAAAGUGGGCGAGCGAGGAUGUGCGAAAGUGCAAAUUAUGCAACAAACAAUUCGUGCAGCCCGCGCUCUACCGGAUGCACAUUCGCGAGCAUUACAGGUUACAGACGAAGAUAGUAAAGCAGACUAAGAGGGGAACGAAGCAUAAAACAAUGUACAAAUGCACCAUAUGCUUGAAGACUUUCCAAAAACCGAGCCAACUGAUGCGACACAUCAGAGUGCAUACGGGAGAAAAGCCUUUUAAGUGCACCGUCUGCAACCGGGCGUUCACGCAAAAGAGUUCGCUGCAAAUCCACGCAUGGCAACACAAGGGCAUUCGGCCGCACACCUGCAGCCUCUGUAACGCCAAGUUCAGUCAGAAAGGAAACCUAAAGGCGCAUAUACUCAGAGUGCACAAUGCACCAGAAGGCGAACCCACGUACGCGUGUUCAUAUUGUUCUUGCAUCUUUAAGAAGCUAGGCAGUCUAAAUGGACACAUAAAGCGAAUGCACUCUGUUUCCUCGGAGGAAUCUGCCGCCAAAUCCUUGGAAGCUAAUUCUAGUAUCUCGUCGGAAGCUGAGAUGCGUGCGACCGUCGACAGCGUUAUAUCGCAACUGGCAUCUUUGGAGUCCGCUGUGAAUAAUACUGUAAAUUCCACAAAAACUACGACCUUAAGCGCGGAGCAGAAUGAUAUCUUGCAGCAGGCAUUAAAAAACAGCGGUUUGCCGAACAAAAACGAAGUUACUUCGAAAGAAACCAUAGAACCGAAGAAGACGGAUUCGCCAACGUCGUAUGUCACGCUAUUGGACAGAACCGCUGGUGGUACUUCGAGGAAGUAUCUCACUAUAAAACAACGCUGCGUAGGAAACGUACGGUGGUAUGCAUGCUCGUUUUGCCCGAAAGAAUUCAAAAAGCCGUCUGAUUUGAUACGUCAUUUGCGCGUACAUACCCAAGAGAAACCCUUCAAGUGUAUGUAUUGCGUGCGUUCUUUCGCGCUAAAAUCGACAAUGAUAGCGCAUGAGCGGACUCAUACCGGAGUGAAGAAAUACGCCUGCGAUUCCUGCGACAAAACCUUUGCGUGCCACAGCAGUCUUACCGCUCAUACGAGAUUACACACAAAACCGCACAAGUGCAACAUAUGCGACAAGUCAUUUAGUGCGAGCACCAUCCUGAAAAAUCAUAUGAAGAGCCACACCCGGGAGAAGCCCAAGAUAUCGCCCGAGGCGGAGAGCCUGGUGCCGCAGGUGGUGCUGCAAGAGCCGCUCGUCAUCAGCGACGCCGGUAAUAAAAUCAGCGUGGCGCAGGUGCAGUCGAAGCAGAAACAAUUGUACGAGAGCGUCGGCGUGGCCAGGCCGCACAAGUGUUGGGUCUGUCACGCGGCGUUCCGGAAAAUCAGCCACUUGAAGCAACAUUAUCGUAGGCACACGGGCGAGCGUCCUUACAAGUGCUCCAAGUGCGACAGGAGAUUUACAUCGAACAGUGUCCUGAAAUCCCAUCUGCACACGCACGACGACGCGAGACCGUACAGUUGUUCGGUAUGCGACACGAAAUUCUCCACGCAGAGCAGCAUGAAGAGGCACUUGGUCACGCAUAGCAAUAAAAGGCCGUACAUGUGUCCGUACUGCCACAAGACGUUUAAGACGUACGUCAAUUGCCGAAAGCACAUGAAAAGACACAAGCACGAGCUGGCGCAGCGGCAAUUGGAUGAACAAAAGACGCAAGUGCAGAAGGAUCAACAGCCCUUGAGCGAGAAUAAAGAAGCUACCUCGACGUUACCGGAGAGCAUCGCUCUCGCCGAAGAUAUGGAGGUGUCGUUCCAACCGCAAAUGGCGCCGGAUUUCACGCAGGCUUUCUCCGACCAGUUUCAAAAUAUCAGUGCGGAAAAAGAAAAGUCCUUUUUACUGCCGGACAACGCAACGUCGAUAGUGAAUCAAAAUUUAUCUGUCGACGCAACUAACUUAGGAACGUCGCAAACUCUACACGCCGAUGAAACCGGUACUAUCACGCUACCUCAUUACUCAGGAGAUCAAACUCUCACGCCGGAAAGCAUACGAGAGAUCGAGGAGACUCUGAAUCAGCAGCUGUUUAACAUCGGCAUGAAUCUCGGGCUGGGAGCGAACGGUCUGCCGAGGCAGAUGGACGAGGCGAACGCGAGUUCUCUCGACACAUCCAGGGAACAACCGAUGCUCAAUAUUAUAUAUGAGCAUAACAAGACUCUGGACUCGUCAGGCAAUACCAUAUUCAUGUCUCAAUUCGAUUCAUUCGAUAUGAAUCAAAUUACGUUACAGGCGGAUAACGAUAUAGACAUCGGUUUAAAUCCGAGCAACUCCACGAGUAUAUCCAGUAUCUUGCCCAGAUCCGUGGGAAGCAACCAGCAAGAUGAGCAACGAGCUGCUCCAGCAACCACCGCCAGCAAUAUAGACGCUUCUCAGAUCACGAGAAACACUCAUCUGGUGGUGAUAAGUCCUAAGGAGAAUUGUUCGGAAUUGGUGAAGCUCUCGCAGGUAUGUCCGCCGAAGUACUCGAAAGUCAUCGCGAAGGCGGAUACCACAAACGGAUCGGAGAUGCAAGGCGUGAAUGAACAUGAGAAGACACCGCAGAAAAGUAACGCUGCGUCGUACGAAAACGAAAGAAAUCCCUUGUUCAUGAAGAACUUUCAAAGUGCAAUGCAGCCGGAGACGCUUGUUUCUUCUGGCGUGACGGACGACCCGGCCGAAAUAUCGGAGUGUAGCACUCUGCUGCAGUGCCACAUGUGCGGCGAUCAAGGUUUCACGACAGAGAGAUUGAAGGAACAUCUGAAGUCCCAUCGCGGUGCCAAAGAGUACGAGUGCUCGGAGUGUUCCCAGCGAUUCUGCACGAACGGCGGUCUCAGCAGGCACAUGAAGAUGCACACGAACAAGCAGCGAUGGAAAUGCACGACCUGCCAGAAGAUACUGGGCAGCAAACUGCAAUUGAAGCAUCACAACAAAAUGCACACCGAGGCUUGGAAUGUUUCGUCCAUGGAGCCGGACAGCUCCCAGAAGGAUCUCAUCUCCUCCGGUCUACCGACGAUAACGACGCUGAACGUCCGAGUAGAUCCGAACUCGUCAGUUUCCGAGAAGGUUUUGAUGGCCACGGUCGCCGAGAAGAGCAUAGACUGCGCUGACGAGAAUGUGAAGAAAGAGCCAAGGGAAUACACUAAUAAAUGUAAGUACUGUCCGAAAACGUUCCGUAAACCAAGCGACCUCAUCAGGCACAUUCGCACGCACACGGGCGAACGACCGUACAAGUGCGAGCACUGCAGCAAGAGCUUCGCGGUCAAGUGCACUUUGGACUCGCAUAUGAAGGUCCACACGGGCAAGAAGACGUUCUGCUGCCACGUCUGCAGCAGCAUGUUCGCUACGAAGGGCAGUUUAAAGGUCCACAUGCGAUUGCAUACGGGCUCGAAACCGUUCAAGUGUCCCGUGUGCGAUCUCCGAUUCCGCACGUCGGGUCACAAGAAGGUACACAUGCUGAAGCACGCGAGGGAGCACAAGGGCGGCGCGAAGCGCAAGCCGAAGCACUCGAAGAUCGCCGCGGUGGCGGAAGCGGCGGCCAGCCUCGAGAAGAUCGUUUCUCUGGAUAAUAUGUCGAUGACCACGACGACGACGGCGACCGCUGCCGUGAUCAACGACGAAGCCGCGCCAUCGCAGCCUCUGGAUUAUCCCGCGUUGGAGCAGACGGUGAAUCUCGAUACCGCGGUGCACCUGCCGAAUCAAAUCGCGUUCAACCACGCCGACGCGACGUCGACGAUUCUCAACAACAAUUCCAUCCUGUCCGUGAACGAGAACAACGAGCUGGUGGCGAAUCUGCAGUUCUUGCUGGCGAACGGCCUCGUCACCAUUCAAACGGACGACACUCUGCUGACGCCGCAGCCGGCGGCGAACGACGCCGCCGGAGUGCCGACCAACGUGAUCGAGUUGGUCAAUCCGGAUCCCUUCCAGGAGGCCUGCAACCUGGGUAACGCCAGUCACGUGGUGAUAACCAGCCAGGUGCCGACGGAGACGACGACCGCGGAGACGAGCAGCGCGACGGUCAUUCAGAUGAACGACUGCAUGCCUCCUGUGUCCAUGAUACAGAUGCAGACUCCGAGUACAAACGGCGCCGGUGUGUCCGAAGCGAGAACCAGCGAUCAAAUGACGAUGACGACGACGACGACAGCGGUGGCGAGGGCCGCGGCGCAGCCCUCCAAGAAGGAGUGCGACGUGUGCGGCAAAACGUUCAUGAAACCGUACCAGCUGGAGCGGCACAGGCGCAUUCACACGGGCGAGCGGCCGUACAAGUGCGAGCAGUGCGGCAAGUCGUUCGCGCAGAGGUUCACGCUGCAUCUGCACCAGAAGCACCACACCGGCGACCGGCCGUACGCCUGCCCGCAUUGCAAGCACAUGUUCACGCAGAAGUGCAAUCUGCAGACGCAUCUCAGACGCGUCCACCAGCUGGUCAUGCUCGACGUCAAGAAGCUGAAGAGCGGCCAGCAGAUGCUGGGGGCGCUUCUGCAGGACAAUCAGGACGGCGACACCAAGCUGCUGAACCUGGACGACAUACUGGUGGUAGAUUUUCUCAAGUGAAUGUCCUCCAGGGGGGAAAAAAAAGUCCCUCCGAGAAGAGAUCGACCCUGUGAUCCGCGAGCAAAUCGCUUUGUAGGUGUGUAACAUAAUAUGUACUAAUUAAAAAUGUGCCGCAAAUGUGUUUAUCGAUAAUUAAAAGACUGCGCUUUCAAGUGGCCGAAACAGAUGUGGAAAGAAGGAUUUCUAACGUUUAAGCAAAUGAUUAAAGCUGUGAUGUAUGUUUUGCGUAUAUCGUUGACGAUGUAA